Benincasa hispida (wax gourd) is the source of this 2922-nucleotide messenger RNA. RefSeq names its product diacylglycerol kinase1 (gene DGK1). NCBI's taxonomy places the organism in Eukaryota, Viridiplantae, Streptophyta, Magnoliopsida, Cucurbitales, Cucurbitaceae. Gene Ontology annotation, molecular function: ATP-dependent diacylglycerol kinase activity. The record is from RefSeq and is a predicted model, not a curated record. Gene Ontology annotation, cellular component: membrane. Gene Ontology annotation, biological process: phospholipase C-activating G protein-coupled receptor signaling pathway.
UAUUUGAUUUGGAAAAUUGAUGAAAAAAAGAGGAAAAAGAGAGAGAGAGAGAGAGAGAGAGGGAACGUGACUUCCAUCUGAAAAUUCUCAAAUCCGUACCUUUCUCCCGACAUCGAAAGCUUCGGAUUUGAGUCUUGACAUGAUUCCUUCGAUUCAAGGAAUACCGGGCGAUUAUACUAUUCGAAGAUCGAGUUAGGGUUUUCUGUGAUCGGAGCAUUUGAUCCUGUUCUUCACUCAUUGUUUUCUUUUUCAGAAUUAUUUGGAUUGCCUUUCAAUAUUUUAUUUGACCCCUUGGAAGUGUGGUGGGGGUUUAAAUUCGUGAUGUUGAGACGUGAAGAAGUGAGUUACCACCUAUAAAUUGGUAAUGUCAUCAUUAAGUUGGACUCGAUUAUUAAAAUUUGGUUCUGAUUUGGAUUACGUUGGAGUUUGGGCAGCAACUGGCCGUCAACUGUCUUGAGCCAGAUUUCUUAUUUCAGCAUUAGAUGGUUCUCUUUUCAUAUCUGUGAUUAUACAGAUGGAUGAGGAUUCGGAAAUGGGAUUGUUGUUCCCUAGUUGGAACAGCAAGAAUCCAACUGAUCGCCUUUUUGUUAUUUCUUGCUUUAGUGCUGCCAUAAUUGGAAUUUUGACCAUAGCCUUUACGGCCUUCCAAUGGCGGAGAAAUAUUAAUUUGAGUUGGAUGAAAGCUAUAGCCAGGUCGAAGAGAAACCCCAAAAAAACACAGAGAGUUCCUGUAGCUGCACACGACUGGAUUCUAGAAUCUGUAUCUCGUGGAAAGAAUUUGAGUUGUUGUGUGUGCUUAAAGUCUGUGUCCCCUUCACAAACUCUCGGUCCUAUGGUCGCUUCAAAUAGUUUUAUUCACCGUUGCAACAUUUGUGGUGUGGCAGCUCACCUAAGCUGUUCUUCUAAUGCUCAAAAGGAUUGCAAGUGUGUAUCUAUGAUCGGCUUUGAGCAUGUGAUCCACCAAUGGGCUGUUCGUUGGACUGAGAUUACUGAUCAACCUGAUGAAACCUCUUUCUGCAGUUACUGUGAAGAACCAUGUAGUGGAUCUUUUCUUGGUGGUUCUCCAAUAUGGUGUUGCUUAUGGUGCCAACGUCUAGUGCAUGUUGAUUGCCAUAGUAGUAUGUGUAAUGAAACUGGUGAUAUUUGUGACUUAGGUUCAUUUAGAAGGUUGAUUCUGUCACCACUUUACGUCAAAGAGUCAAAUAGGACGUCCUCCAGUGGAUUUUUGAGCACCAUCACCCAUGGAGCAAAUGAGAUUGCAUCCUCAGUGCGUGCAAGUAUAAGGAAUCAGAGUAAGAAGAGUAAACAUAGUCGUAAACCAUCUGUUCCUACAGGUUCAAGUGGCAGUCUUCGUGACAUGUCUACAGAAAGCACUGCUGAUUCUCAUCGCACAGUUAAUGGUUAUCAUGGAACUGAAAGAAACUGUAAUGGUAACAGAACUUCAGAUGGUCGGCAUCAAAAUGUUGAUAUAGAUGAUAAAAGUAUUUCAAAUCCAAGCUUCAAAAAAAAUUCUUCACUCAAUCAUAAGGAUGAAACUCAUAUAUUAGGAAUGAACCUGAGAUAUGAGUUGAUUGAAAUGCCUUCAGAUUCACGUCCCCUGCUAGUAUUUAUCAACAAGAAAAGUGGGGCCCGCCGUGGAGAUUCUUUAAAACAACGGUUAAACAUGCUUUUGAAUCCUGUGCAGGUAUUUGAGUUGAGUUCUACACAAGGCCCUGAAUCUGGUCUUUAUUUAUUCAGAAAAGUGCCGCACUUCAAGAUUCUUGUCUGUGGGGGCGACGGAACUGUUGGUUGGGUAUUAAACUGUAUAGACAAGCAAAAUUUUGUUUCACCUCCUCCAGUUGCUAUUCUUCCUGCUGGAACAGGAAAUGAUCUGGCUAGAGUAUUAAACUGGGGUGGUGGUUUGGGCUCAGUGGAGAGACAGGGAGGGCUUUGUACAGUCUUGCAUCAUGUAGAAAAUGCUGCAGUGACUGUUCUUGACCGUUGGAAGGUGGCGAUAGUCGAUCAACACGGAAAGCAACUCAAGUCUUCACAAUUUAUGAAUAAUUAUCUAGGAAUUGGGUGUGAUGCUAAGGUUGCCCUUGACAUACAUAAUUUACGGGAGGAAAAUCCAGAAAAAUUUUAUAACCAGUUUAUGAAUAAAGUUCUUUAUGCAAGAGAAGGAGCCAAGAGCAUAAUGGAUAGGACAUUUGCAGAUAUUCCGUGGCAAGUUCGUGUGGAAGUGGAUGGUGUUGAAGUAGAGGUUCCUGAGGAUGCAGAAGGCGUGCUUGUUGCGAACAUUGGAAGCUACAUGGGUGGCGUGGAUCUUUGGCAUAAUGAGGACGAGACUUUUGAUAAUUUUGAUUCACAGUCCAUGCAUGAUAAACUACUCGAGGUUGUCAGCAUAUCUGGGACCUGGCACCUCGGGAAGCUACAGGUGGGGCUUUCUCGAGCUAGACGACUUGCACAGGGGAAGUCGAUUAGGAUACAAUUAUGUGCUGCAUUGCCUGUUCAAAUUGAUGGAGAGCCUUGGUUUCAGGACUUACCGUGUACACUAGUCAUAUCCCACCAUGGACAGGCCUUCAUGUUGAAAAGGGCAGUUGAGGAGCCUCUUGGUCACGCAGCUGCAAUUAUCACUGAUGUUCUGGAGAGUGCUGAAUCUAAUAAUGUAAUUAAUGCUUCACAAAAGCGAGUACUCCUCCAAGAAAUGGCAAAGAGGUUAACUUGAAAGUGUCUUUCUGUCCUUCCUGUAAUUGUCAGGGUUUUGAGUACGAAUCAUUUUCUGCUUUUUAUGCCGCCCUUCACAUCUCUCCAUAGAGGUAAGAUCUAGUGGUUAUUAUUUUGUUUUUUUGUUUUCCCUUGAUGGGUUAUAGAUAGCUGAGGCAUGAUUGUAUAUCAACGAUAUCUGUUAUAUAAAUAUAUACAUAUACAUAGAGUUUCCCAACA